Molecule: messenger RNA, 1670 nt
Organism: Ananas comosus (pineapple)
Lineage: Eukaryota; Viridiplantae; Streptophyta; Magnoliopsida; Poales; Bromeliaceae
Product: F-box/kelch-repeat protein At3g27150-like
Exons: 2
Coding region: 315-1427 (370 amino acids)
Molecular function (GO): protein binding
Source: RefSeq, a predicted model, not a curated record
AAACUUGCAAUUUAGCCUCCCCGCUAUAGAUACCUUUCGUUCUUUCUUUUUAACAGCGUUGAUGUGGGAUUUGCUUUCGCUGGGGCAUCGUCGAUGCUUCAAUUUUUAAUUUAGGAGAGGCUUAACAGGUGAGCUUUUGAUUUUGAAUUAAUAAUCCGCUUCCAUGCUAAAACAGAUGCAGAAUCUUUUGUAAUCUUGGAAUUUUGGGAAGAAUCAGAUGUCGGAGGCCGAGGAGGAUGCAAUUGGCGGUGCCUGUGAAUGCGAAGAGAAUGAGAUUUUAGUGGGAUCCGAAGGAGCAAGCCACGAAAAUUGAAAUGGAUCAUCCGUUCCGAGAUGUUGAUGCCUCUUAUUUGCCGCCUUUCAGUGACGACAUCGCCCUUCUUAUCUUGGCGAGGCUUCCGAGCUCAAAGUACUGUGAUCUUCGCUUAGUGAACCGGCGCUUCCGUUCUCUAAUAAGAAGCGGUGAGCUCAAUGAGAUCCGAAAGAAGAUUGGGCUUAAGGUGCCAAAAAUUUUCUUACAUUCAGGAGAAGCCCGCUAUCAGUGUUAUGAACCAUAUACCAGGUCCUGUUGGGACCUCCCUGUAUGUCCAUACGACGAAACCACUCCAUAUCGUGCCAGGGAAUUGUUCUGCUUGGGAACACAUCUUCUUCUGUUGGGAAUAAUCAAUGGGGACUGUGGUCUUUGUGGUCUUCAGAGUGACUCAGAUAUUUGGAGGUACGAAUUGGAGUUAAACCGGUGGUUCAACAGUCCUAUGAUGAUCACACCAAGAUUUGUUUUCGCAUCUGCAGACUGUGGUAGUGUGGCUUGUGUCGCUGGAGGGGAACAACAAGGUAGUGAGGAGGUUCUGAAUAGCGCCGAAAAGUAUAAUCCUGAGAGCAAGUCAUGGGAGUCGCUCCCCAGUAUGAACAGACGAAGGUGUUUUUGCUCAGGAUUAUAUAUGGAUAGUAAGUUUUAUGUUAUCGGUGGCAUAAAUGAGAAUCGUGAUUUACUUACUUGCGGAGAAUGUUAUGAUUUUGAGCGGAAUGUGUGGGAACUUAUUCCUAAUAUGAUAGAAGAUGAUCCAUCUAGGACCGUUCUCUCCUCUCAACCCCAAGAUUUCGUGGCAGUUGUAAACAAUGAGUUGUAUUAUCUUGACGUCCCUUCUCGCCAUCUCAAGGUGUACUUGAAAAACAACAGCACAUGGAAGAUAGUCGGUAGGGCGCCAGCAAGCAUAGAACUCUUCGAGGGUUGGGGAGUGAAAUUGAAGUCCUUGGGGGACGAGUUAGUUUUAAUCUGUAGAACGCUGCGCAAGCACCCUACUUUAGAUAUCCUUAUGUGCUUCUGCACGCCUAGUCCGGAAUUAGAUAAUGUAGAAUGGCGUGUCCUUGAGUUCGAUCGUCAAGGGCGGAACCUGUUCAUUCAUAAUUGUUGUGUAAUGAUGGCUUGAUCUGACAACUAAAGCAGAACGGGGGCAAGCAAAUCACACAACUAGUAAUGACAAUGUUAGCAGUUAAGUAAUGACAAUGUUAGCAUUUAUUUUGGUUGGGUAUUUUCUAGCAUGUAGAUGUUGCUUGUUGAUUUUCUCCUAGUUGUGUUUCCAUGGCAGAACAAUGUGUUGCUUUUAUGUACUAGUUAAUGUUGCUCAUUUUGAUUAACAGGAAGUUAAAUAUAAAUUUAAUGAACUUUGUUA